Dermatophagoides farinae (American house dust mite) is the source of this 2211-nucleotide messenger RNA. RefSeq lists its product as uncharacterized. The record is from RefSeq and is a predicted model, not a curated record. NCBI's taxonomy places the organism in Eukaryota, Metazoa, Arthropoda, Arachnida, Sarcoptiformes, Pyroglyphidae.
ACGACGGCAAAUCAUGAAUGAUUCACAUAUUUCAUCAUCCGUAAAGUUGAAUGCAGCUUGGAUUGAAUUAAUGUUGGCUCAUUCUUCAAAUCAUAAUUCAUCCAUGCCAAUUCAUUUGAUCACCGAACAAAUCGAUUUAGAUGAUUCAAAUUUGUCUAAUAAUCAGCGACAAUUACAUUUGUUUGAUUUGAGCAUAUCCGAACAAUCGGUAAUCAAUGUGAGCAUGAAAAAUGAUGAACAACAAUUGGACAUCGGAUUUGUCAGCUUUCAUUUGCAAAUUGGUUCCGAUCUUCGAUGGACAGCUCGAAAUUCAGACAAUAAAGAUGAACCAUUAAAUUCAAUACGUAUACUGGGAAAUACGUUUACAGUGUAUCUACAAGAAAAGAUUAAUGAAUCUAAUUUAUGGCUAAAUCUUACCUGGACACCUCAGCGUCAUCAUUUGAUCAUUGACAUUGAAUUGGAAAGGCUCGAAUCGACAACAACAAACAUGACUAUAGUGAUGCGAUCUUUGAUUCGUUCUGAACGAAAAGAUUCCUUGAUGUAUGGACAAGUUUCUAUGCUUGAAUUAAUCGAUGAUGUUUUUCCUGAUGAUCCGUUUUUUUCUGCCGAUAAUCUUACCACAUUGCUUCAUAAUGGAAUGAAUCUUCGGCAAUCGUUAUGUUACCAUUGGUUCAUGUAUAAUCGCAUCAAUCAUAGUGAACCAGAAUUACAAGCUUGUCAUCGAAUCCAUGAUCUUUGUAAUCUUAUUGGUCAUUUUGUGCAACAAAAACAAUUGUUUAGAACACCUAAUCCAUGUUUGUCUUGUCCUAUGAGGCAAUCUGUUCCAACCGUUUCAUCUACAAAUAUUCAACGAGUUCGUUUCGGUUCAAGACAGAUAGUCGAGAACAAUGAUCAAGCUCAAGUGAUAUAUUUGCUUGAUGGUACUUGCCAUCAGCAUGAACAACCCAAAUUGACUUUGCGAUUUUUUCUACAAUUAAAACGGCUUUCUAAAGUUAUCGAAAAGCAAUUUCGUACUCAACGAAUCAAAACGGAAUUCUCGCUAGUAACGGCAAAUCGAGAUUUUCAUUAUGAACAAAGCUGGGUACAAACAGAACCACAACUGAAAUUUGAUCAUUUGGUCAAAUUCCGAUAUCGCAAUCUCAAACCAAUACGCUUGUCUAAUGGCUCAUUCAUAUGGAAUGAGACAAUGUUUCGUCAAUCAUUAUGGCCCGUUGAUGGCAGACAUUCGCUCGAUUUUCUUUAUCAAUUUGCUUACUCACCAAGACGAACAUCUCGACAUUUCAUCAUGAUAGAUUGUAGCCAUCUAGUAAAUGUAACUGGCAUGGAAAAUGGAAUAAGACAUAAUACAUGUCAGGAAAAUGAUGUCGAUUUCAAUACGGCUCGCAACAUACUACUACAAUCGGCGAAUUAUUUUCAUGUUAUCACCGGAAUUGGUUUGACUCAGCGACCAUUCAGUUCUCCAAAGAUGCGUCGUAUAAUUGGAAUGGAUUGGAAUCAGGUUAUGUUUGAGCAACAAGUUGCUGCCAUAUCCAAAACGAAUGCAAGUUUGAACCAAAAUCUGAAUUCCAGUCAGGUCACUGUAGCUAGAUGGUUACGGCAACACAUAACGCCUAAUCGUGAUCUAUGUCAUGUGCUAGCAUUGGAGACCAAUGGAUCAGUGUUUAACCAUCGAGCUUUAAAACAGGCCAAUCGUCAAACAUUUGUUCAACGUUUGUUAGCAAACCAUCAAACCAAAUUAUGUCAACGAUGUGAUUGUACAUUAGCAAAAGAUUAUCUGCUUGCCCAACAGGAAUGUUUCCUAUGCCAAUCACGAUUACAUACAGUUAUGAAUCGUUGGAAUAACCGAGAAGCGGGAAAUUUGAAUGUAGAUAAUCUGUUGGAUGGUCCACAAGAAUGGACCGAUGAAGAUGAACAGCAAUUUAUGGAGAGCGAAAGUCACUCGUAUGAUAAUGAUCAGGAAUCUGAUGAUUUAAAUUUAUGAAAAUGAAAUGAACUAUAAAAUCAAUCAAGAAUGAUGUUCGUAAUGAAAUGAAAAUCCAUUUAAAAUUUCAAUCACUAUAUUUCACACUACGCAUGUCUCUAUUGUGGUAUUUUUAUGACGUAGUUGUAAGCCACACAAUGCAUGCAUGUGGCUAAUGUAAGGUUAUAUGCUACUUGAUUAUAGAAAAACAUACCACUACUACUAUCCAUAAACCUGAGUCAAACACAAUG